Pyricularia pennisetigena is the source of this 2067-nucleotide messenger RNA. RefSeq lists its product as uncharacterized. The transcript is spliced from 2 exons. Gene Ontology annotation, biological process: protein polyubiquitination; ubiquitin-dependent protein catabolic process; positive regulation of proteasomal ubiquitin-dependent protein catabolic process. The record is from RefSeq and is a predicted model, not a curated record. Lineage: Eukaryota; Fungi; Ascomycota; Sordariomycetes; Magnaporthales; Pyriculariaceae. Gene Ontology annotation, cellular component: ubiquitin ligase complex; cytoplasm. The coding region runs from base 1 to 2067 and encodes 688 amino acids. Gene Ontology annotation, molecular function: ubiquitin protein ligase activity; zinc ion binding; ubiquitin conjugating enzyme binding.
AUGUCUGAUUCCGAUGAUCCUCGAGAUGAGGAAAUGAGCACAUUGUCGGCUAUCUAUCCCGAGAUCGAGGUCGACAGCUCAGAUCCACACGUGUUUGUACUGGAGAUACCCGUGCACCCGUCCAAGCCGGUGCAAGUCUUGUUCCCGGCCCCGGUCCCGGCCCCGGUCACAGCUGCCGGUCCGGAAACGCUACCUUUACCAGUUCAAACACCUGAUGAUCGGGCUGGCGAAGUCCAGCGGGAGGACUCUCACGAGCUCUCAUAUCUGCCACCAGUGCGGUUGCUCAUCUCGCUGCCACCGGGAUAUCCAGCGCAACAGCCCCCUAAAGUCGAGCUGACAUCCAACCCACCGUGGAUUCCGUCCAGUCGCAUCGACCAGCUGGUGGCUGAUUGUGCGCGUCUUUGGAAGGAGCUUGAUCACGACCCCGUUCUUUUUACCUACAUCGACCACAUCCAGCAAUUAGCCGAGACAGCUUUCGACGUAGCUGAUGAUAGAGGUAUCUUGACCGCGGAGCCGCAGCACAGGAUAGCCAUCCUCGACUACGACAUAUCAGCGAAGCGCGCUGCUUUUGACAGGGAGACUUUCGACUGCGGCAUCUGUCUCGAUCCUAAAAAAGGCUCUGCAUGCCACCGCAUGCUCGACUGCGGGCACGUUUUCUGCGUCAGUUGCCUGCAGGACUUCUACAACAACGCUAUUCAGGAGGGCGAUAUCUCCUCGGUGCGCUGCUUGACCCCAAACUGCGCAAAAGACCGGGAAAAGUCAGCGGCACAAGAAUCACCUACUUCGCAAAGCGCAGGUGGUCGGGCGAAGAGGAAACGGAGGCAGAAGCUUAUUAGCCCGAGCGAGCUUUUAAAGAUCCCCUUGGAACCCGAGGUAGUCAGGCGUUUUGUUACGCUCAAGUACAAGUCUGAGCUCGAAUCAGACAAAAAUACUGUCUACUGUCCACGGCCGUGGUGCAAUGGUGCUGCGAGGUCCAAGAAACACAAGAAGCCAGAUGGCCUCGAAUUUUCUGACGACUCAGAAGGGUCCGAAGAUGAGGAUGAAAAUCGUUCUCAAGCCUCGGCCGUUCCGCGACCCUACAAUAAGACGGAAGAGCUUCUUUGUAUAUGCGAGGAUUGUGGCUUUGCGUUCUGCGGCCGCUGCUUCCUUGGGUGGCAUGGCGAGUUUUAUCGGUGUGCACCCCGGAGGGACAAGACCGAGCUGACGGCAGAGGAAAAGGCUUCCCUGGAAUAUGUGCAAUUACACACAACGCCGUGUCCUACCUGCGCUGCACCCGCACAAAAGACUCAUGGAUGCAAUCAUAUGAUUUGCGGGAGGCAGGGCUGCGGUACACAUUUUUGCUACCUUUGCUCAGCCUGGCUGGACCCAACCAACCCCUAUUCCCACUAUAACCAACAGUCUAAUGGCCGCAUAACGGGCUGCUACAACCGGUUGUGGGAGCUUGAAGCAGGAGACGGCGACGAUGUAGGCCUCGGUUUUAUUGGCGGCAGAGCUGCUGCUCUGGCCGCCGAGCAGGAGAUUGAGGUGGAUGCGGCACUACUAAUCCCAGAGAUUGAAGAGGCCGAUGGCGAGGACGGGCACCCCAAUGGUGCUGCGGCUGGAGCUGCUGCUGACCAUGUAGGAGUCCGCCCAGCCAACGAGCACGAAAACGAGCGAGGAGUUGCCCUCGAGGCUCCGUUGGUUCUCCGCAUUGCUGCAGACCCUCCAGGACGCGCCGCACCACCGCCAGUUCCGAACCCGCCGCCUAUAGCCAGACCACGGGCAGGUGCCCAGCAGAAUGCACGCAGGCGUGGCGGGCGUGGAGGUCAACACGCUGCCCGGGGUGGCCGUGGUGGAGCGAAUCUCCAGCAGCAGAAUGAGCAAGCUCGCAACAACGGCGCUCCAAGAAGAGGCCGAGGAGGGCGCCCAAGAGGUGGAGCAGUUGUACCAGAAGCUGAUCGACCGAAUGAUGACGACCUGAACGAGCAUCAAAGGGCAUGGAUUCGACAGUUUGUCCACAUGGCCCUUAAUGAUGAAGAGGAUCUGGUCGACUCUGAUAGCGAUGAGGAGAUAUUCUGGAUACGAUAA